UUUUGUUUAUUAUCGACUGUCGAUAAUAAACAAAACAUUUUCUCUUUUUCAAGAUUGCAUAGUCUUUUGAUUUUAUUUUUUGCGAAAAUUAAAAAAAUGCAGCUUACUGACAAGCAGUUUUAUACGAAAUAAAAUGGAGCACGGCAAAUGUUGACGUAUAUGCGCCACAAUCGGCUACACGACUACGCAUGCAGCUGAUCGUGUGAAAACGCAUGGCGCCUGAAAAUUUAUUCCUGCAGUGGUUUGGGUCAGUCUGGGUAUUCCUGGGCUCAAAAUUUUCCAUUCAAACAGAUUUCAGCGUUAUUUAGGGGCGCAAGAUACGCAUCUUGGACUCACCUACCGCGAGUACAGCAUGGUACUGCUGUGUCAAGUGGUUAUAAACAUCUAUCACUGCAACUUUGAUUUGCUGCGGGAGGAAGACUGAUAAGAAUUGAAUUUCCACAAGAAGUUGAAUCAGAAAGUCAUCUUAUUUCAAGAACAAUAAUGAGCGAAGACGCCUUUAAUGGGAGCUCUCAGCCCCUCAGUUUCCUUGAGCCAGAGGAAAAUGAUAUGCUGGGUGCUGAUACGCAGGGGUCAGAGUUUGACUUCACAGAUUUUACUGUACCUUCGCAAAGUCAAACACUUCCAUCACAGAUUGACCUGGCAUCUCAACUGAAUGGCCAAACCCUGAACGGUGAUAUCAACCAGGUGGCCUCCCAGCUGGGUGAGCUCCAGUUCGAAGAGGAAGAUGAAGAUGGAUUUUACAACAAGGAGCUGCCCGCCCACGCCUGCAAGUACUGCGGCAUCCACGACCCCGGCUGCGUGGUCAUGUGCAACAUCUGUAAGCGCUGGUUCUGCAACGGGCGCGGCAACACGUCCGGCUCGCACAUCGUCAACCACCUGGUGCGGGCCAAACACAAGGAGGUGACGCUCCACCGGGACGGCCCGCUCGGGGAGACGGUGCUCGAGUGCUACUCGUGCGGCGUGCGCAACGUGUUCGUCAUGGGCUUCAUCCCGGCCAAGGCGAACUCUGUGGUGGUGCUGCUCUGCCGGCAGCCGUGCGCCGCCCAGACCGCGCUGCGAGACGUCAACUGGGACCCGGAGCAGUGGAAGCCGCUGAUCCUGGACCGCAGCUUCCUCUCCUGGCUGGUGAAGGUGCCCUCGGAGCAGGAGCAGCUGCGCGCCCGCCAAAUCUCCGCCCAGCAGAUCAACAAGCUGGAGGAGCUGUGGAAGGAUAACGUGGACGCCACCUUCCAGGACCUGGAGAAGCCGGGAGUGGACGAGGACCCCAACCAGGUCCUGCUCCGGUACGAGGACGGCUACCAGUACCAGAAUAUCUUCGGGCCGCUGGUGAAACUCGAGGCCGACUACGACAAGAAGCUGAAGGAGUCGCAGACGCAGGACAACAUCGAGGUACGCUGGGACCAGGGCCUCAACAAGAAGACGAUCGCCUACUUCAGCAUGGCCAAGACGGACGGCGACAUGCGUCUGAUGCACGGCGACGAGCUGCGGAUCCGCUACCUCGGCGAGCUGCACAAGCCCUGGUCAGGCGUCGGCCACGUCAUCAAGGUCUCCGACAACCGCGGCGACGAGGUCGGCAUCGAACUCAAAAACAACUCUGGCAUCCCGCUGGAGUGCACGCACAACUUCGUGGUGGACUUUGUGUGGAAGUCGACGUCGUUCGACCGGAUGCAGGCGGCGCUGAAGAAGUUUGCCGUGGACGACCAGUCGGUGUCGUCCUACAUCUACCAUCGGCUGCUCGGGCACGAGAUCGACGAGGUGCUCUUCCGCUGCCACCUGCCCAAACACUUCUCGGCGCCGAACCUGCCCGAGCUGAACCGCUCCCAGGUGUUCGCCGUCAAGUCGGCGCUGCAGCGGCCGCUCUCGCUGAUCCAGGGCCCGCCCGGCACCGGCAAGACGGUCACCUCGGCCACCAUCGUCUACCACCUGGUGAAGCAGACGCACGGCAGCGUGCUCGUCUGCGCGCCCUCCAACAUCGCCGUCGACCAGCUGACCGAGAAGAUCCACCAGACGGGGCUCAAGGUGGUGCGCGUGUGCGCCAAGUCGCGCGAGGCCAUCGACAGCCCGGUGUCGUACCUGGCGCUGCACCACCAGGUGCGCAACCUGCCCAGCUCUGGCGAGCUGCAGAAGCUCCAGCAGCUGAUGGACGAGGCCGGGGAGCUCUCGGCGGCCGACGAGAAGCGCUACCGCAUCCUGAAGAAGACGGCCGAGAAGGAGCUGCUCGAGGCCGCCGACGUCAUCUGCUGCACGUGCGUCGGCGCCGGCGACCCGCGGCUGGCGCGACUGCGCUUCCAGUCGAUCCUCAUCGACGAGAGCAUGCAGGCCACCGAGCCGGAGUGCAUGGUGCCGGUGGUGCUGGGCGCCAAGCAGCUGAUCCUGGUGGGCGACCACUGCCAGCUGGGCCCGGUGGUCAUGUGUAAGCGGGCGGCGCGCGCCGGACUCUCGCAGUCGCUGUUCGAGCGGCUGGUGGUGCUGGGCAUCCGGCCGUUCCGGCUGGAGGUGCAGUACCGCAUGCACCCGGCGCUCAGCCGAUUCCCCUCCGACUUCUUCUACGAGGGCAGCCUCCAGAACGGUGUCGUGGCGGACGAGCGUAAGCUGAAGACGGUCGACUUCCCGUGGCCGCAGCAGGAGACGCCCAUGUUCUUCUUUGUCACCUCCGGCCAGGAGGAGAUCGCCGGCUCGGGCACCUCCUACCUGAACCGCACCGAGGCCGCCAACGUGGAGAAGGUGGUGACCCGCUUCCUGAAGGCCGGCCUGAAGCCGGAGCAGAUCGGCGUCAUCACGCCGUACGAGGGCCAGCGCAGCUACCUGGUCACCACCAUGCAGUACCAGGGAUCGCUGCACGCCAAGCUCUACCAGGAGGUGGAGGUGGCCAGCGUGGACGCCUUCCAGGGCCGCGAGAAGGACGUCAUCAUCAUGUCCUGCGUGCGCUCCAACGAGCACCAGGGUAUCGGCUUCCUCAACGACCCGCGACGACUCAACGUGGCACUCACACGAGCCAGGUUCGGUAUCAUCAUCAUCGGCAACCCGAAGGUGCUGUCGAAGCAGCCGCUGUGGAACCACCUGCUGACCUUCUACAAGGAGCAGAAGGUGCUGGUAGAGGGCACCCUCAAUAGCUUCAAGGAGUCGAUGAUCCAGUUCGCCAAGCCGCGGACACUGGUGAACAACCUGAACCCGGGCCAGCACUUUAUGAGGACGACCACGUACGACGCGCGCCAGGCCAUGGUGCCGGGUAGUAUGUACGACCGCAGCGGCCAGAUGGCCGGCAUGGCCAACCCCUACAUGGGACGCGGUAUGGGCAUGGUGGACUUUUCCCGCACCCACGACCCGAUGGGCUACAUCUCGCCCGAGCACGCGCAGGCGGCGCUCAACGUCUCGCUGCCGGUCAGCAUGUUCAUGAACAUGUCGCACAUCCCGCCGCGCUUCUUCAACCAGCACCAGCAGGCCGGCAUGCAGGGACGCGACUCUGGCCGCGGCCGGGGCGGCAGCCGGCGCGGCCGCGGCGGUCGGCCCAGCACGGCCGGCGUCAACUCGCAGGGCUCGCAGGGCCUGUCCCAGCAGGGCUACAGCCAGGACGGCACUCAGCAGUACACCCAGCAGCAGGGCGGCGCCCAGCUCACUCAGAACAUGUCCCAGUCGAUGUCGCAGCCGGGCGGCGGGUUCAGCCUGUCGCAGCCGGGCCUGUCGCAGCCGGAGCUCUCCCAGGAGCCGUACGCUAUGGGCGAGUUCCACUCGCAGGCCGACGGGCUGCUCUCGCAGGACUCCACCUACCAGGGCGACCGGAGCGCCUUCCUGCCGGGCGCCUCGCAGGGCGCCCAGUUCUCCCAGCCCUACUGAGCGGCGUCCGGUCCUGCUGAGAUAGAACGGCGACAAAGUGGUCAGCCACGGUGCGGCCCGGGAAUCCCGCAUUCACACUCGCAGACAGACCAAGAGACGACGCAGGAGCCCUGGAGGCGCAGGAGCCACCACUCCUGAGGAGGGCGCCCGCGCAGGAGACGACGCGGAGAGGCGAGAGCCAUUCAGCGGCCAUCAGCCGAGCUUUGGAGAGCGGAGGAGCCGCAGGGAGAGAGGUAUGCCAGAGCGGAGGGAAGAGCAGCAGGAGGAGGAGCAGUCGCGGCAGGAUAACACGGAGCCCACACACCAGCCAGCGGGCGCAGUGAUCCGGCCAGUCAGCCAGCCAGAGGCGGAGGGGCGGCCCUUACCACACAACUAGCGCUGCCGAGCCGCCGCGGCGGGGCGCGCCGGGCAGUCGCGACCGCCGCUGUGCCUACAACCGGCCACCGAGCGGCCGCCAGCGGAGCCCCACCAGCCACAGAAAGCGGUCCCACCAGCCGCGGAGCGGCCGAUGAACCCCACCCAGCCGGCCAGUCGGUGGGACGGAGGGCGGCGGCGGUCCGCCGGGACAGCACUGGGCGGCGGGUGACGCGACCGUCCGCGGCCAGCUGCACGGGGACCCUGGAGAGGCCGUCUCCCGGCCGGCGGCCUCGCGCCGGGUCCCGCCCCAGGCCGGGCCCGUCAGCGCGGUUCAGUUUUGAUUGUCAGACUGCCCGACUUCCCGGAGUCGCUCUUUCUCUCUCUCCUUCUAUGAUUCUUGUCGAAAAGGCGACGGCGGUCAGAGCUUGGCCGAUUCUGUUUUUGGGUGCUAAUUUGGUUUUAUGACGUGGUUAAUAAAUUUGUUACGCUUGCUGAUGCUUUGAAUACAUUUAGUUUAAGAA
Messenger RNA from Amphibalanus amphitrite, 4715 nucleotides. RefSeq names its product regulator of nonsense transcripts 1-like. The transcript is spliced from 13 exons. Lineage: Eukaryota; Metazoa; Arthropoda; Thecostraca; Balanomorpha; Balanidae. Gene Ontology annotation, biological process: nuclear-transcribed mRNA catabolic process, nonsense-mediated decay. The record is from RefSeq and is a predicted model, not a curated record. Bases 484 to 3837 code for a protein of 1117 amino acids. Gene Ontology annotation, molecular function: hydrolase activity; RNA binding; ATP binding. Gene Ontology annotation, cellular component: cytoplasm.